UAGAGUAUCUCUACACAUAAUCAGAGAGAAGAAGAAGAAGAUAAGCAUCUGUGGAUAUAAGCAGCAAGCUGAAAACAAGAAGAGCUGAGAUAGGUAGAGUUAUUUGAGGAGCAAUUCAUAAUUAAAGGAUACAGAGUGGGUAAACAGUGUGGCGAUGAUGGAGUGGGUCAGGACUGUGUGUUUAGUGCUCUGGGCUUUCACGUUCAACUCAGUAGCAGAAGAUUUAAAAGAGCAAGCCCUGAGACUGAUGGCUGACACUCCACUUAUAGAUGGGCACAAUGACCUUCCCUGGCAGAUGAGGAGCUUGUUUAAUAAUGAGUUCAACGCUGAGAACUUGUACAUACUAAACAUCACACAUACCAACAUCCCAAAAAUCAAAGAAGGGCGCCUCUCAGCCCAGUUCUGGGCAGCUUAUGUACCAUGUGAUACCCAGUACAAAGACGCAGUCAGACAGACCUUGGAGCAGAUUGAUGUAAUCCAUAGGAUGUGUCAUGAAUACCCAGAAGUGUUCAGAUUUGCUGCCAGCAGUCAAGAUAUAUUGGACACCUUUGAACAGAAUAAGACAGCGAGUCUGAUUGGGGUGGAAGGUGGACAUUCGAUUGACAGCAGUUUAGGCACCCUGCGCACCAUGUACCAACUGGGUGUCCGCUAUCUCACUAUCACACAUAGCUGCAACACACCAUGGGCAGAUAACUGGCUGGUGGACACAGGAUCUGAGCCUGAAGAGCAUAACGGUUUGUCUGAGUUUGGCAAGCAAGUGAUCUUGGAAAUGAACCGCAUUGGAAUGUUGAUUGACCUGUCUCAUGUGUCUGAGAAAGUCAUGAAUCAGGUGCUGGACAUCUCUAAAGCUCCUGUUAUCUUCAGCCACUCUUCUGCCUACAGUAUCUGUAAGCACAAGAGAAAUGUUCCUGAUGAUGUUCUCAGGAGAGUGAAAGAAAAAGAAGGGAUUGUCAUGGUUAAUUUUUUUAACGACUACGUAACCUGCAGUGUAAAUGCUAACAUCUCAGAUGUUGCUGAUCACUUUGACCAUAUCAAGAAAGUGGCUGGCUCUAGCAUCAUUGGAUUCGGAGGAGAUUAUGAUGGUGUGCCGAGGGUGCCGGUUGGUUUAGAGGAUGUAUCAAAAUACCCAGACCUGGUGGCUGAACUUCUUAGGCGCAAAUGGUCAGAGGAUGAGAUCAGAGAUGCUCUGGGAAGAAACCUACUGAGGGUGUUCAGAGAGGUGGAGAAAGUAAGAGAUGACCUAAAUGGUACCAAACCAGAUGAUAAACCCAUCCCUCUUAAAGAAGUUCAAAAUCCUUGCAGGACAAACUUUGGUUAUAAAGAAACAUCCAGUUCGGCAUGCAUAAAAUCUCUCUAUCCACUAGUCUUGGCUCUGGCACUACUGAGCAAUUUAUUAUAACCCCUCAAUGAACUGUCUACUACUCUUGUAGUACUCUUCUGGGAAUAAGCGAAGGAUCUUUGAUGAAGAUUUGGAUUGUAGAGAUAUUCUGUAAGGAAACGUUUUAGAGUUUUUAAAAGGUGCAGACUGAAGACGAAAAGAAAUUAGACAUAAUUAUUUUAAAAUGGCUUUUAUAUUCAGUAAAACAUGUGAACAGCUAUUCUUUAUGUCUUCCGUGUGUCAAACUAUGAGAUAACACAAAGGGAAGUAUGGGCAUUAUGCAAUGACUGAAAAAGUAAAGUGAAAAUAUCCAUAUUUGUGCCACGUUUCUAUAUUUGUCACGUUAGAGGUGAUGGUUUUCUGCUGAUUCAUUAAACGGUGAAAAAUCAGCAAAUUAUAUGCAGCUUUAUUUGAAAAUAGAUGACCAGAUACUCAUGAGAGAGAACAAUGAAUUCUAUAAAGCUAACCAAGUUCACUUCAGUUCUGUGCAUCGCUUAAAUUCGAUUCAAAUGACUGUGGCACGUGUUGUGUUGACAACAUCCACAGUGUGUCAGUCUUGUGCUGACUGUACAAAAAAACUAUCCAAAAGCUCCACCUGGUGGGCAUCAUAAGUCUCUGUAUGAUUUUCUAAGGGGGUCAGAUCAGGUAGAAACACCUUAGGGCGACAACUGCAUUUUUUAAGGGCUAGGUCAUGAGUUUCUGUAUGUUUUUACCAAAGAUUCUUGGAAGACAUUUAAUGCAUUCUGCUGAAUUACUUUUGACAACACUAAUAAAUAGUUUGAGAAAUGUUUGAAGAUCUUUCA
Molecule: messenger RNA, 2181 nt
Organism: Puntigrus tetrazona (Sumatra barb)
Lineage: Eukaryota; Metazoa; Chordata; Actinopteri; Cypriniformes; Cyprinidae
Gene: dpep1
Product: dipeptidase 1
Exons: 10
Coding region: 155-1399 (414 amino acids)
Biological process (GO): proteolysis
Molecular function (GO): metallodipeptidase activity
Source: RefSeq, a predicted model, not a curated record